UUCUCAGAGGCGGAAGAAAUUACUAUCCAUUGACAAAUAAAAAAAAUCCUCAGCAGGUAUUUUCGCCUAUCCUUUGAAAAGCAUCGAAAAAGUUUAGGGUUUCCUUUUUUCUCGCUAAUUGAAAUUGCCCUCUGGAAUUGAAGUAUGGGAAAGAGGAAAUCAAGAGCAAAGCCAGCUCCUAAGAAGCGAAUGGAUAAGCUUGACACUGUUUUCAGCUGUCCCUUUUGUAACCAUGGAACCAGUGUUGAGUGCCGCCUUGAUAUGAAGAACUUGAUUGGCGAAGCCUCUUGCAGGAUAUGCCAGGAAAGUUUCAGCACCGUUAUAACAGAUACAGCGAGUGGAUCGACGAAUGUGAGCGGGUUAACAACCUUGAAGAUGAUGGAGAUCAGGAUGAAGGUUAUGUGCCUAGAAAACGGGUUUCAACGUCUGAAUGGGAUUAGCAGUAGCCAGGAAUGUUUUAGAACUUGCUACGCCUGUAAUUAUGCUAGUUUCUGGGGGGAAUAGUUGGUGUGGGGGUAAUCUUUGCACAUGUAACAGCAUCUCAUGAUGAAUAGCCUAAGUUAUCGAUUCUGGUAAGGGAGCACUUUGUCGAAGGGCUAUUAGCUAUUGUUUCGUGCUGUAUGAACCAAUUUAUUUUGAUGUAAUGCAAUUACUUUAUGC
Durio zibethinus is the source of this 660-nucleotide messenger RNA. Its product is annotated as transcription elongation factor 1 homolog. Gene Ontology annotation, biological process: transcription elongation by RNA polymerase II. Gene Ontology annotation, molecular function: RNA polymerase II complex binding. Gene Ontology annotation, cellular component: transcription elongation factor complex. The record is from RefSeq and is a predicted model, not a curated record. NCBI's taxonomy places the organism in Eukaryota, Viridiplantae, Streptophyta, Magnoliopsida, Malvales, Malvaceae.